Messenger RNA from Lolium rigidum, 1555 nucleotides. RefSeq names its product caffeoylshikimate esterase-like. The record is from RefSeq and is a predicted model, not a curated record. Gene Ontology annotation, molecular function: lipase activity. The transcript is spliced from 9 exons. Lineage: Eukaryota; Viridiplantae; Streptophyta; Magnoliopsida; Poales; Poaceae. Bases 228 to 1343 code for a protein of 371 amino acids. Gene Ontology annotation, cellular component: membrane.
GCGGACCCCCCUCCCUCGCCGCCUUGCGCCUUCCACCUCCUCGCCGACGAAGUCAACCAGACACCCCCCGUUCCAAUCCUUCUCUCGUCGACCGGCGUUGCCCUCCUCUACUCCUCCCCACCCUGCUGGUGCUUCACUGCCGUCAAGUGGAGAACUGGAGAUCCAUUCAUCCGAGCUCGUACUCGACAUCGUAACAAACCCUACCCUUAUUGUUCAGCUGAACCCCCAUGCCACACGUCAACGCCAAGGUGACGGCUGUGCCUGCUACCGCGCUCGGGAUGCCGGCUGCGGCCGCGGCACUGCCGAGGAAGUGGGAGGGGGUGGACCCGGCGCUGGAGAGGAUGGUGCUGCGGGCGUGUCUGGACCAGGCCCCGGAGCGCCGCCGCGUGCGUGAGGCCUUCAAGGGCGUGCAGCUCAGCAUUGACCACUGCCUCUUCAAGGCACAGUACGAUGGCAUCAGAACAACUGAGUCAUAUGAGCUGAACUCGAGAGGUGUCGAGAUAUUCUCAAAAUCUUGGUUUCCAGAGAAUCGUCGCAUGAAAGCAAUUGUUUGUCUCUGCCAUGGUUAUGGGGACACCUGUACCUUUUUCCUUGAUGGGAUUGCUAGGAAGAUUGCAUCAGCUGGAUAUGGAGUAUUUGCACUGGACUACCCUGGUUUUGGUCUUUCCGAAGGACUUCAUGGAUAUAUUCCAAGUUUUGAUACUCUUGUUGAUGAUGUAGCCGAAACUUUUGCUAAGUUCAAAGGGAAUCCUGAUUAUAGAGGUCUCCCAAGCUUUCUGUUUGGCCAAUCUAUGGGUGGAGCAGUUGCAUUGAAGAUUCACUUUAAGCAACCAAAUGAAUGGAGUGGUGCAAUUCUUGUUGCACCCAUGUGCAAGAUGUCAGAUGAUGUUGUUCCAGCUUGGCCUGUUCAGCAAGUUCUAAUUUUCUUGGCUAAAGUCCUUCCAAAAGAGAAGCUUGUUCCACAGAAAGACUUGGCAGAAUUGGCCUUCAAAGAGGAGGAAAAACGAGAGCAGACUUCUUACAAUGUGAUUGCCUACAAGGAUAAACCACGUCUCCGAACAGCUCUGGAGAUGCUGAGGACCACACAAGAGAUAGAAAGUCGUCUAGAAGAAGUUUCCCUGCCCAUAAUCAUUUUGCAUGGUGAUGCGGAUUUGGUCACUGACCCUGCCGUGAGUAAAGAUCUAUAUGAAAAAGCAAAGACGUCAGACAAGACACUGCGGCUAUACAAAGAUGCCUACCAUUCCAUCUUGGAAGGUGAACCCGAUGAGGCAAUUUUCCAAGUUCUUGAUGAUAUAACCUCUUGGCUGGAUCAGCAUUCCAUGAAGGAAGGAUCUUCCUCAUGAAGUGCACAGAUCUCUUUUUGUCAAGCAUCACAGAUCCAACGGAUGGGAUUCCAUUUUUGGUUUCCCCCCCUAGAUUCACAGCCUUGUUUUCUGCAUCUAGCGUUCAUCUGGGAUGUGAUGUGCGUAUGUGACGAGUUUAUAUUUAAGUGUAACAUUCUCCUUUUAAGAGAACUCAGAUACGGUGCUGUGCUGUCUUUCGGUUUUUUCCUUUA